Prunus armeniaca (apricot) is the source of this 1713-nucleotide messenger RNA. The record is from the annotation of a GenBank genome assembly. Lineage: Eukaryota; Viridiplantae; Streptophyta; Magnoliopsida; Rosales; Rosaceae.
AUGCAGGUACCUAUUAUGGCAUCCGGUAAUCCACCAUUUAUCAUAAGGGAUCAUCUUUAUUCCAUAGAUGACAGGUUGAAGAGAGGGAGACCACCUCCUCUGCUUAAGGGUGCCGACGAGGAUAUAAUCAUUGAUGAAGAACCAGCGCCAGAAGCUACUCCAGUGAUCGACCCCGCAUCUAUAUCAAGGUGCUGCAUAGAAAGGGGUCUGUUUCCGGCAGUUCCUUUGUUCUUUCAAUAUCCCUGCAGCACCAGCAAGGGUUGGUCGGAGUGGGUUGACCAUGAACUGAAGAACCCGUCUACCCGUGAUAUCCUAAGCCGGGCAGGUGUGUUGGAAGCCAUCUUUGCUUCUAAGGCUUGCGACAUCCAUAUUGAAGCCAAGACGCUUCGACACUUGGUUAGACGGUGGAGUACCGAGACACACACUUUUAUUUGUUCGUGGGGAGAGUUCACUCCCACGCUUGAGGAUGUAGCCAAUAUUUUCCGGCUCCCACUUUGCGGCAGUCAAGAUCCUUUCCACAUUGCAUUAACCCCGGAAGAUGGGCUAAAGCUUGAGACUUUACGGAAGGGUGCUCCGACUUCUCCUAGUACUUCUCUAAGAUUCAGUAAUUGGAUUCAAUUUUUUGGGAACAGUGACCGAGAUGAGCCUUGUCGCCUUGCUGCGUUUGUGUCAUUGUGGCUCGGGAGGUUCCUCUUUUGUGAUUUUUCCCAAGACUGCUUGCAUGGGAGAGUGUUUCCGUUGGCUUUGGCAAUAGCACGGGGUAGCAUGAUCCCUUUAGCCCCCAUGUUCUUGGGGCACUUAUAUCGCUUGCUUGACCAGAUUCAAUUUCUUGAGAAGGGGGCGGCCGGAACCAUGGCUGUGGAGACUUUUGCAAACUCCAGUUUUCUGCAAAUCUUUUUAUGGGAACGCUUCAAAGGGAUAGAGGUAUCUCCACUUCCUUAUUCAAAGGCUGAGUCACUGGUUGCUUCGGACGAGAAUUCCUACAUGCCGGGUAGUCUUCCUCUGAUCUGUAGAUGGUCCCGUCGCAUGCAACGGAAGGGCCAAAACUUUUUAGAGCUGCUGGACGAUGUUGAGAAAUUCAUCUUCCGCCCAUACUGUGUUUUAUCGGAGGGAUUCAGCAAUACACCUUUUUAUGCAGAUUCUGUUGUCUUGGUCGAGGCCCUAGCCACGUCAGCACAAGGUUGCCCUCUGCGUAGGGAGGCAUUACUAAGCGCUGCAUGUCUUCCUUUGCCCACGUUUGGUGAUGAUCACUCAGAGGUUCCUGUGCGUUAUUCUCCUUAUCGGGUUAGACGACAGCUCGGAUUUGACCAGGGAGUGCCUUCCUGUCCUAGCUAUGGAGAUUCUCUGGCAUUACACAAGAUUUUCUGGACCAAGGACAGCGUGCCGGGAGACGGCAGACCUCUUGCUUUAGCCCUGGCUAACCGGCAGCGCGUUGGCAGUCUCUCAAAGGCCUAUCAAAAUUAUUGGAACCGUUGCUUCGCCUCAUUUAGCCGAUUCCAUGCUGCCCAUUGUGAUAGAUUGAUUCCCACCAUCAUUCAUCAUGCCCGCUUAGUGUCGGAAGAGAAAGCCAUUUCCCUGAGCGAGAAGCGAAAUCUGCCUUUUACUUCCAAAAGCGGAGAGAUUGUUGGUGACUUUUCGAAGCUAAAGCGGAAGUUAGAAAAGUCGGGUUCUCACAGCACCGGGAAAAGUGUUGUACAUGGGAAACGGAAGUGA